AUGGACAGCAAGGCAAGUCAAAUCAUCAAUCACUCGCAGCUCUACCUCAGUCCCUCAUCAUCGCGCCGUGCUGACCGCCUGCACCACCACAUCCUUUGUUUCCAAUGCGUCGUGACUCAUGAACCAGCAUCGAACCCCGCCGUCCAACCUAGCGCGUUUUCGUUCCUCCAUGCGUCGCCGGCAUCGAUUUGGCGAGAACGCUCGCGGUGGCCGCCGUCCGUCGGCGAUGGGCGGACUCUGCUCCAAGGAGGGCAUGUGGAGGCGCCGCCUGCCGCCCCGCACCCCGUGGCGCACCUGCAGAAGGCGUCAAGCCAGUCCCUCAAGCAGCUCAUCACGCUCACCGCCAAGGAGGAGGACGCUGUCGUCGUGCACGCCGACGCCAAGGCUAACGGCGGCAUCGUCGUGCCCGCUCUGGCCAAAGAGGCCGUGGAGAUGACCGCGCCUCCCGUGGUGGUCAUCACGUCCCUCAGCAAAUCCUACAGCCCCACCGGGGCGCCCACGCACCACCGGUGCGCCACGGUGGACAUCGGCGGGGACAACAGCAGCGCGGCCGCGGACUGUGGCGGCGGCACGCAGGCGCAGCAGGUGAUCUCCAGCGUGCCGCAGGGGUUCUCCGGCGAGCACGUCAUCGCCGGAUGGCCCUCCUGGCUGACGUCCGUCGCCGAAGAGAUCGCGAGGGUGGCUGCCCCGCCGUGCCGACACGUUCGAGUGGCUGGACAAGAUCGGGCAGGGCACGUACAGCAACGUGUACAAGGCGCGGGACCUGCAGAGCGUCAAGAUCGUGGCGCUGAAGCGGGUGCGCUUCGUCGACAUGGACCCGGAGAGCGUGCGGUUCAUGGCGCGGGACUGCGGGAGAUCCACAUCCUCCGGCGGCUUGACCACCCCAACCGCUUCACGGAGCCGCAGGUCAAGUGCUUCAUGCGCCAGAUCCUCGAGGGCCUGCGCCACUGCCACGCGCGCGGAGUCUUGCACCGGGACAUCAAGGGCUCCAACCUCCUCAAGUCCUCAUCGGCGACAACGGCAUGCUACGGAUCGCCGACAUCGGGCUCGCCAGUCGCCACCUUCUUCGACCCCGGCAAGACGCAACCCAUGACCAGCCGCGUCGUCACGCUCUGGUACCGCCCGCCGGAGCUCCUGCUCGGCCCCACCGAGUACCGCGUCGCCGUGGACCUGAGGAACACCGGCUGCAUCCUCGCCGAGCUGCUCGCGGGCAAGUCCAUCAUGCCCGGCCAGACCGAGAUCGAGCAGCUGCACAGGAUCUUCAAGCUCUGCGGCUCGCUGUCCGAGGACUACUAG
Molecule: messenger RNA, 1296 nt
Organism: Miscanthus lutarioriparius
Lineage: Eukaryota; Viridiplantae; Streptophyta; Magnoliopsida; Poales; Poaceae
Source: the annotation of a GenBank genome assembly